GAUUGCUUGAAGUACCUAUACUUUAAAGAGAUGGAAGCACGUCAACAUGAAAUAGUCCUUGCAACGGAGACAACAUGUGAAUGGUUACUGCAACAUAGCAAAUUCAGACAAUGGACUCUCCAGAAUAGGGGAUUGCUCUGGAUCAAGGGCAAUCCAGGGACCGGAAAAUCGACAAUAAUGAAGUAUGUCCUCCAAAAAAUGAGCCAUAACAAGCCUGCAGUCCAAAGCAAGCUAGUUAUACUCUCAUUCUUUUUCCAUGGCCGAGGCUCCACACUCCAACAUACCCCCCUUGGCUUCUAUCGGUCGAUUCUCCAUCAGAUUUUGGCCCACGUUCCCAGUGAAUUGUCAGAUCUCGUCACCGAUUUUAGGAAAAAUUGCGAAGUGAAAGGGAAACCGGGCGAGAAAUGGGACUGGCACGAAGUAGAAUUACGAGCUUUCCUCCGGUCGUCAAUUCCCAAAAUCUUGGAAUAUUACUCGAUCCGAAUCUUUGUGGAUGCGCUUGACGAAAGUGGCGAAACCGCGGCGGUUGAACUGGUGAAAGAAUUUCAAAAUCUUAUACAGCGGUACCCAAAUACGUCUGGUUCAGUCUUCAGCAUAUGUUUUAGCUGUCGUCGCUAUCCUAUUAUCAAUUUCAAAGGGGGACUAGAGAUCUGCGUCGACCAUGAAAAUUCCGAGGACAUCAGGACGUAUAUCCAAAGCCAACUACAAGACGAAAAGCACCAGAUAGUGGAAACUAUCAUACAGCGAGCCUCGAAUAGCUUUCAAUGGGCCCGUCUCGUUGUUGAUCGCGUCGAACAUAUGAGGAGAAACGGCAAGAAAGAGAAGAUGAUCAAGGAAGAAAUUCUGCGCAUUCCUCCGGACCUCAACAAUUUCUACCGAGAAAUCUUGGAAAGCAUAAGCAAAGAAGACAUACCUGAAGUGCUAAACCUUAUCCAGUGGAUCCUCUUCGCUAUACGACCCCUCUCCUUGGAUGAAUUACGCUUCGCCACCGCUAUCGACCCCGACCCUCAUUUAUCAUACACUUCUCUACGACAAUGUGAAGAUGAAGGAAUCCUGGCAGAAAACAAUGACGAAAUGGAGAAAAGGGUGAAGUCUAUAUCGCGCGGCUUAGCAGAAAUCCAACUGCACGACGAUAUCCCAGUGGUUCAGUUCAUCCACCAGUCAGUCAACGACUUUCUGUUCGACGACGGUCUCCAAAUACUUUUUAGAGAGCGCUGGGAAUCGCUAGAUUUAGCCAUAGGUUUAGCACAUAACAGCCUGUCCCGGUCUUGUAUCCGCUACAUUGAUAUGGAAGAGAUAGCUUGGCAGAAGAGUAUAGACUGGAACGAAGCAGCCGAAUCCGAGCUUGCUUUUCUAGAAUAUGCCACAACGUCAUGGCUGCCACAUGCAGAACAAGCAUAUGCGAAGAGGAUCCCCCAAGUCGAUUUAUUGAAUUACUUUUAUUGGCCUUCGGAAGAUCUUCUAGGACAAUGGGUUGAUAUAUACAAUACCCUCGAUGAAUACUCUCCUGUCUGUCCAUGUCAGAAAACGACUCUUCUACAUAUUGCCGCUAGAUACGGAAUAGUCGAUCUCCUGUCGGCUGCUUUAGGGACUUUGAACGGAAUAGACAUUAAACCCGACCCAAUGGACAACGACGGUCGGACGCCGCUCUCGUGGGCUGCUCAGGAGGGGCAUAUAGCCGUUAUUAAGCUACUACUCGCAACUGGUAAGGGCGAGGCCGACUCGAAGGAUAUAGAUGGUCAGACACCGCUCUCGUGGGCUGCUAUAAAGGGAGACACGGCU
Messenger RNA from Hyaloscypha bicolor E, 1782 nucleotides. RefSeq lists its product as uncharacterized. Lineage: Eukaryota; Fungi; Ascomycota; Leotiomycetes; Helotiales; Hyaloscyphaceae. The transcript has a single exon. The record is from RefSeq and is a predicted model, not a curated record. Gene Ontology annotation, molecular function: protein binding. The annotation marks the transcript as partial.